Haemonchus placei is the source of this 297-nucleotide messenger RNA. The record is from the annotation of a GenBank genome assembly. NCBI's taxonomy places the organism in Eukaryota, Metazoa, Nematoda, Chromadorea, Rhabditida, Trichostrongylidae.
AUGAUCCGUAUAUCUACAAUCUGCCUUCUACUAUGCUCCAUCGUAACGUUGUCUCUUGGAAAAGGUCUUGAAUGCGCUGUGUGUCAACAAUUCGUGACAGGUCUCGAUAAAGAAGAGCUCAAAGAGGACAAAGAUUUGAAGAAGAAGGCUGAACAUGACUGUAGACUGAUUCUCGAUAUGCCCGUAAUUGACGACUACUGUAUCAAACUGGUCGACAAGGAAUUCGACAACAUCGCCCAAAUGAUUCUCAAUGACGAAAAACCAGAUGUCAUCUGCAAAAAGAUCGAUAUGUGUUAA